GCAGCAUUUGCGGAAUACAUGCAUUGUAUACCUCGUCAACCCUCUCAAAUUUCUGAAUUGGAUACUCAAUCUAAUGUUUGUUUAUAUUGUAAAUAAAAUAUGAGAAUUAGCUUUAGUAAAUCGUUAUGACUUAAGUGGUAUCGCCUUACAAACAUCAAAUGUACAGGUAGUAGGUUGUGUAAAAAAUGAAUUGGUUACAGAAACUGUUUAUGCUUUUUGCUUUUUUAAAUCUAUUUUCCUUAUCGCCUGCACAAACCGACUCGUUUGAUGAGGAAUUGAUGCUAAAGCCUUUAUCAAAUGGUUAUGUUUACGCUUAUUUUCAAUUUACAACUCUUUGGGAAGCACAAAAUAAUGUAAAUACAUUAAAACACACCCACCUCUUUCCUAGAGGACUUGCAGAAAUCAUUGGCAGGCACCAUGUAGACGAAUUGCAUGUCAGUUUAACGGAAGGCCUUUGGAAGUACGAAAAAUAUGGAUAUCCAUUUUACAGCGCUGGUCCUGGCGCUGAAAUAUCUGCUUGGUUUAACAGGCAGGUCACAGAUGUUGACAGGGAGUGGAAGGGUCUGACAAAUGCAUUGUCAGGACUGCUUUGUGCUUCCCUAAACUUUGUUGAUUCCUCAAAUAGUCUUUCACCGGAAUUCUCAUUCAGACAUACCGGAGCGACUCAAGUUGCACACUCACAUAAUUCUAGUCACUUAAGGUAUUCAUCAUUACCAAGAGAGACUGCUUGUACAGAGAAUUUAACUCCGUUUAAGAAACUUUUACCAUGCGAUUCAAGAAAAGGACUUGCCACGUUACUCAAUUCAGCAUUCAUUCACAAUACAAAUUACCAUUCUAUAGGCAUUCACUUUAGGUCUGUAUGCAGAAAUCCAGAGUGUACAUAUUUAUCCAUGGAGCUCAAACAAACUGUGUCUUUAGUCUAUGAUACCGUGGAAUAUCCUCAAGAAAACUGGUCAACUAGAAAAUUAUUUGGCAUAGGUUUGAGAGGUGCUUGUCCACUGGCCACAUUAAGUAACAUAUACGUUGAUAUUAGCAGUAAUGGCAGUGCUCGCCACUUUGAAUUGUCACCUCCACCAAAUAUGACCACUGUUAGUUUAAGAGGGGGACAGGAAGAUAAGUAUGCAAUUUAUAAUGUGAGAACUUACUCAGCUGAUGGAGCAUUUAGUAUAGCCGCGGUUCAUAAACCAACAAAAACUUCUGGUGUCAAUUAUCCAACCAUUUUAUACGCCCAUAGGUAUAUCAACGGAUAUGGCCAAGAAAAGGGUUCCCUCGUGACAAAGUUGUACAAUAAUCACUGGCAGCCAUUGGACGUUGUAUUUUUGGAAAACGUGCCAUGGUAUCUUCCACUUUAUUUACAUUCCAUGAAAAUAACUCGCCAUAAUGUAGACAUAAAACCAAUGGCCCAAAGAUAUAUUCCUGGAAAGGAAAGAAAGCAGCCUUAUUACUUGGAAAUCGUACUACGUUUGCCACCCCGUUCGGUGACAAAGUUCUCGGUCGACGUGGACUACAUGUUUUUGAAAUGGCAGGAGUAUCCACCUGACGCGAAUCACGGUUUUUACAUGGGCCCCGCAAUAGUCACGGCGAUGCUUCCCGUGGCUAGGAAUUACACGGCGUUGCCACAGGAUGGCAGUACAAUAACGUCCAUAUUCAACGCAACGAGGUCCGGUUACCUGGUGCAACUGCGCACCGAGCCUCUGCUGAUAAGCCUACCAACGCCGGACUUCAGUAUGCCCUACAACGUCAUAUGUCUGGCAUGCACCGCCGUUGCGUUGGCAUUUGGUCCACUUCAUAAUAUUUCAACGAAAAAACUCGUUCUCAAACGCAUCGAGAAAAAAGGCUAUUUACACACUCUGCUGACUCGUCUUAAAAAACUAAUCGGCACCAAGGAAAAGACUGCCUAACGUAUGGAUUAC
This is a messenger RNA of Copidosoma floridanum, 1913 nucleotides long. RefSeq names its product phosphatidylinositol glycan anchor biosynthesis class T (gene PIG-T). NCBI's taxonomy places the organism in Eukaryota, Metazoa, Arthropoda, Insecta, Hymenoptera, Encyrtidae. Gene Ontology annotation, biological process: attachment of GPI anchor to protein. Gene Ontology annotation, cellular component: GPI-anchor transamidase complex. The record is from RefSeq and is a predicted model, not a curated record.